AUGGGCAAAGUCAAGACGCCCCGACGGGCGGGCGCCGCGUCCAACUCACCCUACGACCGAAAAGGCGGCAACAACGCUGCCGCCGCCGCCGCAGCGCCGAGUAAGAACAACGUGUUUCGGUUCAAAAAGGACUACGGCCAACACAUCCUCAAGAACCCGGGCAUAGCCGAGGAGAUCGUCAAGAAGGCGUACCUGCGGCCGACGGACACGGUGCUCGAGGUCGGGCCGGGAACCGGCAACCUGUCGGUCAAGAUCCUGGAGCGGGCGCAGAAGCUGAUCGCCGUCGAGCUGGACCCGCGCAUGGGUGCCGAGCUGACCAAGCGCGUGCAGGGGAAGCCGGAGCAGAGGAAGCUCGAGGUCAUUCUGGGCGACGUCAUCAAGGCGGACCUGCCGCCCUUUGACGUCCUCAUCAGCAACACCCCUUACCAGAUCUCCAGUCCGUUGGUGUUCAAGAUGCUGGCGCUGCCGAAUCCGCCUAGGUGCGCCGUGCUCAUGUUUCAGAGGGAGUUUUCGUCACGGUUGACGGCCAGGCCCGGAGAGGCGCUCUAUUCGCGAUUGUCCGUCAAUGUCCAGCUCUUCGCCAAAGUCACACACAUCAUGAAGGUCGGCAAGGCCAACUUCAAGCCGCCGCCGCAGGUAGAAUCUUCGGUCGUGCGCAUCGAGCCCAAGCUCGGCCGCGAGCGGCCGAACGUCUCUUGGGAGGAGUGGGACGGCAUGCUGCGUGUGUGCUUCAACCGCAAGAACAAGACGCUGCAUGCCUCAUUCCUCGGCGUCAAGGAGGUCCUCGCCAUGGCCGAGCGCAACUACAAGAUCUGGUGCACCAUGAACGACAUACCGAUUGACGAGAGCGUCGUCGAGACGGCGGACGGAGACGUUGAGAUGGACGCAGAGGACGGCGGGGAGUGGGGUGGCAUCAUGGACGUUGACGAGGAUGGCGACGCCGGUGGUGGUGAUGAUGAUGAUGACGACGUUCCGGAAUUCUUCAAGGAAAAAGCCCCAGCACCCGUGGCCAAGACGCCGAGCAAGAGGAAAAAGACAAAAGUUGGGGAGUUGGUCAGGACAAAGAUUGAAAAGGUCCUCAAGGAGACGGACUUGGCCGAGCAGCGCGCCAACAAGUGCGACCAGAACGACUUUUUGAGGCUGUUGGCUGCGUUCAACGCCGAAGGCAUUCACUUUGCAUGA
This is a messenger RNA of Pyricularia pennisetigena, 1182 nucleotides long. RefSeq lists its product as uncharacterized. The transcript has 2 exons. Gene Ontology annotation, biological process: rRNA methylation. The coding region runs from base 1 to 1182 and encodes 393 amino acids. The record is from RefSeq and is a predicted model, not a curated record. Gene Ontology annotation, molecular function: rRNA (adenine-N6,N6-)-dimethyltransferase activity. Gene Ontology annotation, cellular component: mitochondrial matrix. Lineage: Eukaryota; Fungi; Ascomycota; Sordariomycetes; Magnaporthales; Pyriculariaceae.